AUGGUGGUGCAGAACUCAUCUCAUAAUGUGGAUUCAAAAUUGAACAAAAAUGGGAACCAAAAUGAAAAUGAAAAUGAAAAUGAUACAAAUAGACAAGGCCAUUACCCUUCCCACAAUCACAGUGUGCCAAAUUUGAACGUUGACAAGGACAAUCUAAGCGAACCCUACAACAACUCCGGCUUGUACAGCGGGAACCAGCAAACUCAAGCUACCUCAGUCAAACCAAAUUACCCAAAUAAUUAUACUCCUGAUGCCCCACUGGACUCACCCCAUUUUUACAACCCAAGUAACCAAAUAAAUGGAGCAUUUGGCAAUCCAAAUUCUCGGCCUGGUACAACACAGCCUGGCUCUAUCUAUAUAGACCCACAGUGGGGAAAUAUGAUGUUCGAUGCUAGUGAUGCUGACUACUUGUACAAUAUAGAAUUACCGACGCACAUAUCUCAACCAGGGAACAACCCGGGCGUUAAUAGUGCCAACUCCGGCAUAAUGCACCAUAUACAAUAUCAGAAUAAUGUCCAUCCUGAAGUAAACUAUACACAGUCUCAGGAGGAAACUGGGACUCAAGAUCAACCACCCCAUCUUCUGCCAUAUAAGGAGUCAGUGAGUCAAACGGAGCUGCCACAUGCAUCCCUGAAUCUGCAACCAAUAGAUCCAGCUUCAAUUCCACAGGGUCCAAACCAACAAAAAUCAACAAAACAACGACGUCCAUGUGACCAGUGUCGACGGAGAAAAACAAAGUGCGUCAUUGUGCCAAAUACAAACAACUGCGUUCAAUGUGAAGCAAAGCAAUUGACAUGUACUUACACAACUCCAGCAGCGAAACGAAAGGCGUCUGAAAUGGGGCAGGAUACUCUAAAAAGAGGGAAACCAAAUGAGGCAAUGCCUACUGACAACACUCAAAUUCCAGAUGUGCCGAUACGAGAGGUUGCUCCAGUUCAGGACUACUCAGCCAUGAAUAACUCCCUACUUAAAAAGACUUUAUCGUUGCAGUUCCCACGCUCAAGUUUCUACGUUGGUCCUACAAAUUACUUGUACGAUGUGAAUUUAUUAAACACCAUCAUUGACUCACGUAAUCGUAACAACAACUUGGGAGGAGCUACGAAAAUUGAACAAGCCAAUUUGAGCAAUACAAUAUCGUUAAGAAAGGUUAGUGAUAAAGUGCACUUUGUGUUGAAAGAUGACCAGUCGCCGCAGUCCUACCAAACAAUGUCAAACGAUGUUGAUACCAUUGAAAAACUCAUUUCUCCGCAUGGACAAAUCUUGAUUGAUUUGUACUUUAGAAUAAUCCACCCAUCGUAUCCCAUUGUACAUAAGAAGGUGUUUUUGGAAAAAUAUGCACGCACUCAUCGGGAAUUUACCGCCCCUUUAAUAGCAGCGGUAUAUGUUCUAGCAAUUCAGUGGUGGGAUUAUGAUCCUCAAUUGAAUAGGUUUCCGAAACCGAAUGUGGAACUUAUACUAAAAAUCGGGCUCAAAAAUUAUCUCCAGGAAAUCCUUAAACGUCCAAAGUUGAGUGCGGUGCAAGCAGGAUUAUUGCUACUACAGUGUAAGCAUAUUAUCAGCUGCAAAGCUGCAAACAACCAAGUGCAGAAUAGUGGAGACGCGGACUAUUCGGAAUGGGUUCUUUGCUCUCAAGUAGUAUCGUUGGCGGAAGAAUUGGGGCUUGGUUUGGACUGCAAUAAUUGGAAAUUGCCGAAAUGGGAGCGAGGCUUGAGGAAACGAUUAGCAUGGGCAGUGUACAUGGAGGAUAAGUGGCUUUCAUUAAAGGACUCGCGCCCAUCCCAUAUCAACGAAAACAACUGGAUUGUUUUACAAUUGUAUGAGGAGGAUUUCCCAGAUAAGCAUGGCGAUGGGGACUUGAAAGAAGGAUCGUCUGAUUUGGAUACUGGGAAAAAAGUAUUCACAAACUUGAUUGCGUUGUCAAAGAUUUUGUCAGAUAUUUUGGAUCAAUUCUAUUCAAUGAAGGCAAUGAGGGAGAUUACCGAUAUUGGCGAAGUUUUGAGAUUAGCUAAACCGUUACAAUUACAGCUUCGAAAUUGGUUUUAUUCUUUGCCCAGUGAAUUGCAGAUGAGCUUGGUACAGCCAAGAAAAUUGUGUUCCAAUGGAUAUUUACAUUUAGCCUAUUUUGCCACCGAGUUGACCUUGCAUAGAAAAAUCACCACCAUCAUCUACCAGCAAUCAAAAGCGGGUAAUCCACCACCUACAGAGUUGGUCAAUGUGUGUCGCUCGGCAGCUAAAACACGCUUACUAGCGUCAAUUGAGUUUGUGCGCGACUUGAAACCAGAACAUAUACACUCCUUUUGGCACUCUUCAUCAUCGUCCAAUUUCACCUUGAUUGGUACUUUUGCCGCGAUACUAUUCAUCUCUUCGCCGACACAAGAAGAGGCUGAUUUUUAUCGUGAUCAAAUAUUCAAUUAUCGUUGGAUCUUGAAAAUUUCAUCAAAAGGAUUUGACCAGGUGGCAGAGGCAUUAGCCCAAUUAGACUUGGUGUUGAGAAAUAUACCUGGUUUGCUCAAUGAUAAUAUUGACAUGCCUAUGGUGCUUCCAAAUGUGCAAGAUCAACAAGCAGUGUCACAAACGAGUCAAAGCAAUAGCCCAUUCGCAGUUCCGCAAAAUCAAGCCACCCCGCAGCUGCAACAACAACUGCAACUGCAACUGCAACUGCAACAACAACUGCAACAACAGCUGCCACAUGCAUCAGUGCGCCCCACCCCUUCGUUUGAUGGUAAACCUACUAAUCAGCAAAGGAUGAGAAUGCCUUCUAAUUUGCGAGACUCGCCAUACAAUUCGCCUCAGAGCUUUUACACACCUCCCUUUGUUCCUUCUCCUCAGAACAAGGUCGUUAAUUCGCCUCAUACGUCACAAGGAAAUACGUCGCGAGCAGUGUCGCCCAAGGCAUAUGUCAAUAAGGUACCAACCUAUGCAGAACAAUCUCCCCAUUCGUCUCGCGUCACCAAGUCUCCAGAGUCAAGUACAAAGUGA
Messenger RNA from Lodderomyces margitis, 2979 nucleotides. RefSeq names its product Dal81p (gene DAL81). Lineage: Eukaryota; Fungi; Ascomycota; Pichiomycetes; Serinales; Debaryomycetaceae. Bases 1 to 2979 code for a protein of 992 amino acids. Gene Ontology annotation, biological process: DNA-templated transcription. The transcript has a single exon. Gene Ontology annotation, cellular component: nucleus. Gene Ontology annotation, molecular function: zinc ion binding; DNA-binding transcription factor activity, RNA polymerase II-specific; DNA binding. The record is from RefSeq and is a predicted model, not a curated record.